Cucumis sativus (cucumber) is the source of this 1809-nucleotide messenger RNA. Its product is annotated as beta-glucosidase 44. Gene Ontology annotation, biological process: carbohydrate metabolic process. Bases 41 to 1588 code for a protein of 515 amino acids. The transcript is spliced from 11 exons. Lineage: Eukaryota; Viridiplantae; Streptophyta; Magnoliopsida; Cucurbitales; Cucurbitaceae. Gene Ontology annotation, molecular function: beta-glucosidase activity. The record is from RefSeq and is a predicted model, not a curated record.
AGCAAAGGAAAGCUAGAUCUAAUUAUCUCUCAAUUCAUUGAUGAAUAUGCAACUUGGUUGUAUCUUCUUUGUUUUCGUGUUCUUAAUUAGCAGCGUAAUUAGUCGGACCGAACCGAUCGAUCAAACUUAUGGUUUCGAUUUCUCAAAGAUUAAGUUCGAUACGGGAGGACUUAGUAGAAAUGCAUUUCCAAAAGAAUUUAUAUUUGGAACAGCAACUUCAGCUUAUCAAGUAGAAGGAAUGGCUGACAAAGAUGGUCGAGGACAAAGCAUUUGGGAUCCUUACGUUCAAAUUCCAGGUAAUAUUGCUGGUAAUGCCACUGGAGAAGUUGCUGUAGAUCAAUACCACAAAUAUAAGGAAGAUGUUGAUAUUAUGAAAAGAUUGAACUUUGAUGCAUAUCGAUUUUCGAUCUCAUGGUCAAGGAUAUUUCCAAAUGGAACUGGGGAAGUAAAUUGGAAGGGUGUUGCUUAUUACAACAGAUUGAUUGAUUAUAUGGUUGAUCAAGGUAUUACUCCAUAUGCAAAUCUGUACCACUAUGAUCUUCCAUUGACACUUCAAGAAAGAUAUGGAGGUCUACUGGGGAUGCAAAUUGUGAAGGAUUUUGCUAAGUAUGCAGAAUUUUGCUUUGAACACUUUGGAGAUAGAGUGAAAAAUUGGAUGACGUUUAACGAGCCAAGAGUGAUAGCAGCUUUAGGGUUUGACAAUGGCAUAAACCCACCUUCAAGGUGUUCAAAGGAGUAUGGCAAUUGCACAAAUGGGAACUCAGGGACUGAGCCUUAUAUUGCAGCUCACCACAUUAUUCUUUCUCAUGCUGCAGCUGUGGAUAUAUAUAGAAACAACUACCAAAAAGCACAAGAAGGUAGAAUCGGAAUUCUGUUGGAUUUUGCGUAUUACGAGCCUCUUACAAGAGGAAAACAGGAUAAUUAUGCAGCACAAAGAGCAAGAGAUUUCCACCUUGGCUGGUUUUUGCAUCCAAUUACAUAUGGAGAAUAUCCAAGAACAAUGCAAGAAAUAGUUAAAGAAAGACUACCAAAGUUUAGUGAAGAAGAGGUUUCGUUAGUGAAGGGUUCCAUUGACUUUUUGGGAAUUAAUCAAUACACUACUUUCUAUAUGUUUAACCCAAAAAGCACUCAACUCGAUGCCCCUGGCUAUCAGAAUGAUUGGAAUGUUGGCUUUGCAUUUGAAAAGAAUGGAGUACCAAUAGGUCCACGGGCUCAUUCUACAUGGCUCUACCAAGUUCCAUGGGGAAUGUAUAAAGCUUUGAUGUACGUCAAAGAGAGAUAUGGAAACCCUAAUGUUAUUCUUUCGGAGAACGGUAGAGAUACACCCGACAUUCAACUCCCAGAAGCGCUUUUUGAUUUAGAGAGAAUCGAGUACUUCAAGUUGUACAUACAAAAUAUGAAAAGAGCAAUUGAUGAUGGAGCCAAUGUAAGUGGCUAUUUUGCUUGGUCUUUGUUAGAUAACUUUGAGUGGCUAUCAGGGUAUACCUCUAGAUUUGGCAUUGUCUAUGUUGACUACAAAAAUGGCCUCAAGAGGUAUCCUAAAAUGUCAGCUCAUUGGUUCAAGCAAAUGCUUCAGAGGAAGAAUUGAAAUUGGAUUUUGGGAUCUUGGGAAUUUAUGUGAUUAAUUUGUAAUAAAACGUUUUAGGUUUUAUUGAACCUGUGUUUGCUUUAAUAAAGUUUUGUUAGUCAUUUGAUGAUUAUGUCAAUGGUGGGACAACUUAACUUGCACAUUUUUUGUUUUGUCCAAAUUGAAAUAACUUUGAGCAUAUAAAGUAACAAAAAGAAAAAGAAAAAAAGAACUUUUGUUUA